AUGCACCACAGAAAGGCAGAUAAUUCGUCGCAGCUUAGCGGAGGGAUCACCGACAAGAUCCAAAGUGCGCUGGGGGGUGGAAGCGAAGCUGAAGAAAAUGAAGCCAUUGAUUUCGUACAACAUCACAUCCUACGUCAAGGAACUCAAUCGCAUGAAUCGAUACUCGAGCAGAUGAAAGACGAGCAAAUUGCCCUAACUAUUCGGGCACAAUACCAGAAUUUGACGGGACGCGAAUUUCCCUUGAAGAAGGGAGAGAAACAUUGGCAUUGA
Messenger RNA from Lentinula edodes (shiitake mushroom), 270 nucleotides. RefSeq lists its product as uncharacterized. Bases 1 to 270 code for a protein of 89 amino acids. Lineage: Eukaryota; Fungi; Basidiomycota; Agaricomycetes; Agaricales; Omphalotaceae. The record is from RefSeq and is a predicted model, not a curated record. The transcript is spliced from 2 exons.